AUGCCAUCUCCACAGUUCCACAAAAUCUUAGGAGUAGCUUUUUUCCUGCUUCCAUGCUGUGCUCAAGGUAAACCAACAGGAAUUUUUCCACUGUUUGGUUUCAAGCACUUGCCUGAAGAUGGAAUAGAUGAAGGAUUUAUACCAGGUUUCGUGCCACUGGUUGAUAAUGAAAUGGAAGACGCUAUCCGUCAACUAGAACAUCAGAUUUCCAGGCUGGAAGGAGUCCUCAAAUUGGAAAAGAAGAUAACAGCAUCUGGAGGAAAAAUAUUUGCUACCAGUGGGAAAAAGGCUGAUUUUGAUACUGCACUGAAAGAAUGCAAAGAGGCUGGAGGGUCUAUUGCCACUCCAAGGAACCCGGGAGAGAAUGAUGCCAUUCUGUACUUCGUGAAAAGUUUUAAUACCUAUGCUUACCUGGGGAUAAAGGAAUCCCUAAUUCCAAGCAAAUUCCAGUUCCUGGAUGGCACACAACUGGGCUAUACUAACUGGCAUUUAAAUGAACCUUCUGGCAAAGGAAAAGAGGAAUGCGUGGAGAUGUAUACUGAUGGCACUUGGAAUGACAAAAAAUGUAACCAGAAUCGCCUUAUUGUCUGUCAGUUUUAG
This is a messenger RNA of Pterocles gutturalis (yellow-throated sandgrouse), 600 nucleotides long. RefSeq names its product pulmonary surfactant-associated protein A-like (gene SFTPA). Gene Ontology annotation, molecular function: signaling receptor activity. The transcript has 3 exons. The coding region runs from base 1 to 600 and encodes 199 amino acids. The record is from RefSeq and is a predicted model, not a curated record. NCBI's taxonomy places the organism in Eukaryota, Metazoa, Chordata, Aves, Pterocliformes, Pteroclidae.